GCUGGGAUUAAAAGGUGUGUAUCACCACACCUGGCCAAACAUUUUUUUUUUCUUUGUAAUUAGAAAAGUGGAAAAUUUUCCAAAUAGCCUUUGUAGCCUAUGCACUUAAAGUGCAUAUCUCCGCUGAGUAUGGGCUGGGGGUGGCAAGAAGAGACUCUGCCUCAAUAAGGGCUGUAAGCAGUGGCUGGGAACCUCGGACCACAUACGGGCCCCUGAAUCUCUGAAUCUGAGGUUCUAACUCCACUUCCUUGCUGAGGCUAUGACCCUAAGUCCUCCUUGGUGAGUGUGGGGCAUACCUAAGAUGUAUCCUGACUGAGUCACCUCAGGUUGGCAAAUGCCCCUCCAUACCCAAACCUUGGCCUCCACCCACCUGAGAAUGAGGGGUGGCUGACUGUCGUGCUCCAGUUGCUGGGCACUCUUGGGAUCUUGGGAACCCCAAGAUCUUUGAGCUCCGCCCCAGGGCCCCACCCCUCUCUAGGAGGGAAAAGGCAGCCAGCUGGUAGCUCCACUCACAGGCACAGGAACCUGGCGCUGGAGAACUGGGCAGAGAGACUGCUGCUGCUGCAGCCUGGGCCAUGGACCCCCACGAGAUGGUUGUCAAGAACCCAUACGCCCACAUCAGCAUCCCCCGGGCUCACCUGCGGCCUGACCUGGGACAGCAGUUAGAAGAGGUUCCCUCUUCAUUAGCCUCCGAGAUGCAACCUGUGCCCUCAGGGACCUGUGCCUCAGAGACAGCAGGUGUCCUGCAACCCACCGAAGCCCCAGGGCCCAAGGGUACCAAAGGCGCCAAGGGUGCCAAGGGAGCUGCCCUCAACCAGAGCCAGGAGGCUUGGCAACCACCCUGCAACCCCUACAGCAGUGGGCAGCGCCCAGCAGGACUGACUUAUGCUGGCAUACCACCUGUGGGACGCGGUGACGACAUUGCCCACCACUGCUGGUGCUGUCCUUGCUGCUCCUGCUGCCACUGCCCGCGGUUCUGCCGUUGUCACAGCUGCUGUUGUGUUGUGUCAUAGCCUGCCCACCCCACCCCCAAGGCUGUGGGGCCCAGGCCCUGUCUGUUCAGUGGCCAAAGUGGUACCAGACAUUAGGAGUAGCUAUGUUAUAGGCAUUGGCCACUUCCUGCAUUGGACAGAACUCCUGCCCACCUGUUGGCUCAGCUGGAACCCUUUGGAAUAUAG
Molecule: messenger RNA, 1178 nt
Organism: Jaculus jaculus (lesser Egyptian jerboa)
Lineage: Eukaryota; Metazoa; Chordata; Mammalia; Rodentia; Dipodidae
Gene: Cysrt1
Product: cysteine rich tail 1
Exons: 2
Coding region: 576-1013 (145 amino acids)
Source: RefSeq, a predicted model, not a curated record